UUGCAUCCGAUCAUAUGUUUCCGGAGGGUUCGGUCUGUUCUGCUAGGAGGAGUUUAAAUCCCACAUGGAUUAAUCUGCAAAAGGGAAACGUCACGCAUGGGCCGGGCUGCAUCCAAGGAGAUUUUUUUGCUGGAUCGCUGCUCGAGUUGGGGGUAUAAGGUUUUUAUAUCUUACCCAGAAUAAGUGCGGCUUUAAGGAAGACCAGUCGCCUUGGCGUAAAUGUAAGCGAUCGCGCCGUAUUGCGAAUUACAGAUCAUUGUAAGGAGCGGCUGCGGGAAAACUUUAGUUGAUGCGGGGAGGCCUGGUCGUGCGGCUGCAACAGGUUUCAACGGAGCACAAGAAGCGGACCCCGUACUGUCGUUGUGGUCUAUGGACCAAAAAAAGCCGACAUAUGUAUUCUCAAGGUUAAUUCCAGAGGCGCGAAGAGGGAUAAAAGACAGUGGCAAACCGACGAUCGGCCAGCGGCAUCAUCGGGUUUGCGGCUGCAUUAGAGCUCUUAUUCAAUUAUUACAAUAGUCACGUUUCACCAUCCGCCGCUUUUGUAUUUAAAGGGGCGAUUUAAAUGCGGUACGGAACCAAAAUGAUGCCGGUCUUCCUCACCGUGUACCUCAGUAACAAUGAGCAGCAUUUCACCGAGGUGCCUAUUACACCGCAGACACUCUGUCGUGACGUGGUGGAGCUCUGCAAGGAGACCGGUGAGGCCGACUGUUACCUGGCCGAGAUGUGGCGUGGAUCCGAACGCACUGUCGGCGAGAGCGAGUCCAUGCUGGACGUGCUGCAGCGCUGGGGUCAUCAGAGGGCAGAGGUGCGCUUCUUCCUGCGCCACGAGCGUGCGCCUGGUCGCGACGCAGGUGGGUCCAGGACACAGGAGCACAUGGCUAAGCGGAAUGGAGUGAAGACGGGCACAGACAGGCGCAUGGAGAAUGGGGUGGUGGCGCCCCACAUAGACAUGACCUUGGCAGAGCUGCAGGAGAUGGCCGCCCGACAGCAGCAGCAGAUUGAAGCUCAGCAGCAACUCCUGGCCUCUAAGGAGCAGCGCUUGCGACACCUGAAACAGCAGGAGCAGCAGCGGCAGCAGCAGGCGGUGGAGCAGGAAAAGCUGCGCCGCCUGCGGGAGAACGCCGAGAGCCAGGAGGCCAAGCUGAAGGCGGUGCGCAACCUGCGCGGCCAGGUGGAGCAGAAGCGCCUCAGCAACAGCAAGCUGGUGGAGGAGAUCGAGCAGAUGAGCAGCCUGUUCCAGCAAAAGCAGCGGGAGCUGGUCCUGGCCGUCUCCAAGGUGGAGGAGCUCAGCCGGCAGCUGGAGAUGCUGAGGAACGGCCGGAUGGACACCCUCCACGACAGCCAGAGUUCGGUGGCGGAGCUGGAUCGCCUCUACAAGGAGCUCCAGCUGAGGAACAAGCUGAACCAGGAGCAGAGCUCCAAGUUGCAGGAGCAGAGGGAGCGGCUAAACAAGCGUAACCUGGAGGUGGCGGCCAUGGACAAGCGGGUCAACGAGCUGCGCGACCGGCUUUGGAAGAAGAAGGUAGCGCUGCAGCAGAAGGAGAACGUACCUGUUCACACAGACGGGCACCCCCCCCAGCAGGCCGGCACGUCCAGAGUUGCCGCCGUGGGCCCGUACAUCCAGUUCUCCACCAUGCCGCGCGGUCAGUUGCGGCACGAGCUGCUGGUGAAGCCUGCCUACCCCGACGGGACGUCCACGCUGCCCAUGCAGGAGGCCCCUCUGAAGGUCCAGGCCAGGGCAUCGCCGGGGGUCCCCAGCAAACCCCCUUUAGGUGUCGGGUCUCAACCGGCCAAGCUGGCGGACUGGAGCAGUUCCAGCACGGAGUCCGGCGGCAGUCACGGCUCCCCCGCCCCCCCGCGGGCCUCCCCCGACGCGGCCUUCCCCGCAGAGGACCCGGACAUUUCCAAAAGGGAUAGUAAGAGGUCUCGCUCAGGGGCCACGUUCAAGGCAGGGGAGGCCCUCACUGCCUCCCUGCACCAUAACCGGAGCUGCGAGGACCUGCGGGAGAUGCAGAACGGCACCAAAGGUCUGGCCAAAGUCCCACCACCGGUGCCCAGCAAACCCAAGCCCAAGGCCAGCCUGCCUGGCCAGUCCGUCUACAGCAUGCCGACCUUGAACACGGGCACCUUCCCCGGCAAGGCCGGCUCGCUGCACCUGCGGGGCCCCCUGCCCCCCCUCCAGAGCAUGACCCUACCCUGUAAGCAGGAGGCCCCCCCGGCGGCCACUGUGCGGCCCUUCACGCCCGAGCUGCCCGGCCCCAAGGAGCCCAGCCCCCAGCCUUUCCACAAGCCCCCCACGGUGGCUGCCAGCUCCAUCUACUCUAUGUACACGCAGCAGGGCGGCAAGAGCCUGCAGGGGGCGCUACCACGUGCACAGAGUCGCGUUUACGGGAAGCCAGUCAUUCCAGGAAGCGGGCAGCAGUCCCAGUCUCCGGAUGGCGGUAACCAGGAGCGCCCCCUGGUGGCAGAGACAGAGGUGGACCGUGGGGGCAGCGCUGUGGCUGGCGAGGGCCAAGAGGCGGAGCGCAUCCCCCGGCCCCUGAGCCCCACCAAGCUUCUGCCCUUCAUCUCGAACCCAUACCGGCACCAGAGCGAUUCAGACCUGGAGGCCCUGCGCAGGAAGCUAUACCACGCGCCACGGCCACUCAAGAAACGUAGUUCCAUUACGGAGCCCGAGGGCCCCAGCGGACCCAACAUACAGAAGCUGCUCUACCAGAAGACCACCCUGGCUGCCAUGGAGACCAUCACCACGAGCCCCUUCUAUCAGCCCCACAUGGAGGAGGAGGCAUUAGGCGGAGGCUCCUCCCCCUGUAACGGCCGUAUAUCUGAGGGCGUGGUCCCCAGCCAGGACUCCUUACUUGGCCUCAACUCCCCCGACCCCUCGUUGGUUCCCCAAAAUGACAACGAUGCCCCUCCUAAGCCCCCCCCAGGCCCCAUUCCCAAUCAGGAUGGUUUUGCUGAUGUCACCGCUUGCUUCCCUGAGGAUGACCAACAGGAGCCCAGCCUUCCUCCUCCUCCCCCCCCAGAGGCCCUCCAAGAGGAGUAUCCCCCCUACCCUCCUCCACCGUACCCCAGCACCAGGGACCAGGACCCCUUGGGAGAGGACACCUUCAGCCUGCAGCCUCCAGAAGUCACUGGGCAAGUCACACUGCCACCGGGCAAGAGGACCAACCUGCGCAAAGCAGGCUCGGAGCGCAUCGACCAUGGCAUGCGGGUCAAGUUCAACCCCCUGGCCUUGCUGCUGGACUCGUCCCUGGAGGGGGAGUACGACUUGGUUCAGAGGAUCAUAUACGAGGUGGAGGACCCCAGCAUGCCCAACGACGAAGGCAUCACCGCGCUGCACAACGCCGUCUGCGCAGGACACACGGAGAUCGUCAAGUUCCUGGUGCAGUUCGGUGUCAACGUCAACGCUGCCGACAGCGACGGCUGGACGCCGCUGCACUGCGCCGCCUCCUGCAACAACGUGCAGGUGUGCAAGUUCCUGGUGGAGUCGGGGGCCGCUGUCUUCGCCGCCACCUACAGCGACAUGCAGACGGCGGCUGACAAGUGCGAGGAGAUGGAGGACGGCUACGCCCAGUGCUCCCAGUUCCUGUAUGGCGUCCAGGAGAAGAUGGGCAUCAUGAACCGCGGAGUGGUGUAUGGCCUCUGGGACUACGAGCGACAGAAGGAGGAUGAGCUGGACUUCAGAGAGGGCGACUGCAUGACGGUGUUGCGGCGUGAAGACGAGGAUGAGGUUGAGUGGUGGUGGUCUCGGUGCGGGGACAAAGAGGGCUACAUCCCACGCAACCUGCUGGGGCUGUAUCCAAGGAUCAAGCCAAGGCAGAGGAGCCUGGCUUAGUUCACAGACUCUGUGGCCAGUUGGGCGUAGCGUCAUGGCUUCUGCAUGGCUGUAAGGCUCGGCGUGAACCUCAAACUCAUCGUCAACCUCAAAUAUUUUCACCUGUAUAUUUGUACAGAUUCGCACAGUGGAAUUCCGGGUUUUAAUGGGGAAUUUCAUACUGACAGUAUUUUUCUGAAGAGUUUUUGGACCUUUCUGGAGUUUAUAUGCACAUUUAUUUUGUUAGGGUAAUGGAUUAGCAAUAGAACAAUCCGAUUUAAAUAAGAAAUUGGAGGUUUCGGUAUGAGGAAUGUUUAAAAAAGGUAUGUUUGAGAAGAUUCCAGAAAUUCCAUGGACAUGUUUCUUUGUUAUUGUCAGAAACAGCGAUCCAUGUUAGACAUCCUUGUUUUCUUUUUUGUCUGUUGUCAAUCACAGUGGACCCUAAUGUAGUAUAUCUUAGUGACACUGUUUUUGAAGGAUUUUGUAAUUUUUCAGAUGAAGAAACAUUGUCUGUGUGUUCGGCUCUGUGGAGAUGUGAUUUGCCUUGCUGUUACCGUGGUAAGACAGAAUGAAUGUUUUCGGAGAUUGCGAUUCUGUCCGCGUGAUUCUUCAUGCUUUGACAAAGGCUGUAAAUAUUACUAGCAUUCUCGAAAAGAAGAGAUUGAUUCCUUCAUUCUGCUGCCAAAUUGUAGAUUUUAAACAGACAGCUUCACUGCUUUAUGGAAGCUGACUGAGACAUUGAUAGGACUCAAACUAAAGCAUGUAUUUGCAUAAACCAAAUGACAAACACAUGUUGUGAGGGAAACAGGCUUCAGCUCUCGUGAGGAGCUGAGUAACACAUGAUUCCUCUGCACUUACAUUGGUAAAAAUUUUCCUGUUAGAUCCGAGUCUCAGGGCCGUCACUUUUUUGGGAACCCCAUUUUCCGUACGUCAGAAAUCCCCCUGUUGUCACCCCUAGGUGACUUUUUCGCAUACUAACAGUAGGGUUUUUAUUUUCGAAACCAAACAUGUUUUUGUGUUGCCUGUAGAGAUCACUGAAAUAAAAUACUUUGCAGCAGAAA
Brienomyrus brachyistius is the source of this 4878-nucleotide messenger RNA. RefSeq names its product apoptosis-stimulating of p53 protein 2-like. The record is from RefSeq and is a predicted model, not a curated record. Gene Ontology annotation, molecular function: p53 binding. Lineage: Eukaryota; Metazoa; Chordata; Actinopteri; Osteoglossiformes; Mormyridae. Gene Ontology annotation, cellular component: nucleus. The coding region runs from base 563 to 3838 and encodes 1091 amino acids. The transcript is spliced from 18 exons. Gene Ontology annotation, biological process: regulation of apoptotic process; signal transduction.